UCGUCCAAGCACAUCAGUCGAGGCUAAGCGCGACAAGUGCUCAGUUAGCUCGCUCCCUCUAACGGCAACUGAGAAUAUUUGCAGUCGGCGCAUUUAUAAAGCGGCUCCUCCAACGCGACAUUUUUUCAGUGUUUUAGUAAUUUGUGAGGAGCUAAAAUAAUUCUACAAAAUGAGGCUGCUGUUGAAUAAGAAGAGCCUUGUAUGGCUAUCGAUCAUCGCUCUAAUGGUCACUGGUCUGACGCUUGGCCUUGUCUUCGGACUGAGAUCGAGAGAUACGCGGUAUAUUACGGGAGCCGUUGUCUCCAAUGGCAUCGGCUGCGCCGAGGUCGGUGGAAACAUGUUGCAGGAGGGCGGCUCCGCGGUGGAUGCGGCAAUUGCGACGCUGCUCUGCGAGGGCAUCAUGUUGCCGCACUCAAUGGGCAUCGGCGGUGGGUUUGUGGCCACCAUUUAUACGCGGCGUACGCGUAAAGUGGAAACGGUCAUUGCCCGCGAAUCGGCCCCAGCUGCAGCCCACAAGGAGAUGUUUGUCGGCCAGAAGGAGGUAACGGGCGCACUGGCGGGCGGUGUUCCCGGUGAAAUACUUGGCUACUGGGAGAUGCAUCAGAAAUAUGGCCGCUUGCCGUGGAAGGAUCUAUUCCAGCCGUCCAUUAAGAUGGCGCGCGAGGGUCAUGUGGUGUCGCGCUAUCUGGCCGCGGCUAUCAGCUCCAAGAUCACACAAAUCAAAAGCGAUCCGGCACUGGCAAAAAUGUUCCUCAACGAGAAGGGCGAGCCGUAUGUGGAGCACGAUUAUAUGAAGCGUCCCGCUUUGGCCAAUACACUGGAGCGCAUCGCCAACAAUGGCGCCGGCGAGCUAUACGAUGGCGGCGAGACGGGCGUCAAGUUCGUUGAGGAUAUUAGAAAAUUAGGCGGCAUCAUUACUUUAGAGGAUCUUAAAAAUUACAAGUGCCGUUGGGAGAGCGAUGGGAUCAUAUCGGCAAAUGUUACGGGCGGCUUUACAUUAUAUACAACACCAUUGCCAUCGAGCGGUCCGGUUUUGGCCUUUAUAUUGAACGUGAUGAGCGAGCUGUAUUCGGAUAAUGAGCCCAUUUACUGGCAGCGCGUCAUUGAGACCUUCAAGCAUGCGUACGGGCAGCGCACGAAUUUGGGUGACUAUGAGAAUGAUCCGGAGUAUGGCGAUAGCAUAAAGGCGCAGCUGGAGAAGUUGCUUGGUCACGAGCUGGUCGACACCGUGCGCUCCUUGAUAAAGGAUGACAAAACCUCGCAGGAUUAUAUGUACUAUGGCGCCAAUUUCACCGUGGAGCCUGAUCACGGCACCGCCCACAUGAAUGUGCUGGCCAGCAAUGGCGACGCCAUAUCCAUAACUAGUACCAUCAAUACCUACUUUGGCGCCAAAGUGGCAUCACCACAAACGGGCAUCAUAUUGAACGAUGAGAUGGAUGACUUCUCAACCCCAGGCGUUAUCAACAGCUUUGGUGUGCCCUCCUCGCCCGCCAACUACAUUUAUCCACACAAACGGCCCAUGUCCUCCAUGAAUCCUUCCAUUAUUGUCGAUGAAAAUGGCGAUGUGCGCAUGCUAGUCGGCGCUGCUGGCGGCACCAAAAUCACAACUAGCGUGGCAACGGUUAUCAUGAAAUAUCUCAUACGUCGCGAGUCAAUGGCGCAGGCUGUGAAUAACGGUCGACUGCAUCAUCAGCUGAUACCCAUGCAAAUAGAUUAUGAGGAAGACGUGGACGCUGAGGUCAUAGAAUAUUUGCGAGGAGCUGGACACGCGAUGAAUGAUCAUGCCGGCGAUGGUGGCUUUGCUGCAGUAACGGCAAUUGGGGCGCUGCAUGAGCCGGAACCUUUCUAUGAUCGCCGUCGAGUUGGCAGUGUUAUGACCAUCACUAAUACAAAUAAGAUGAAUCAUUGAAUUGGUUCGCAAAUGUGACUGCCAUCAUGUUUCAUCGGCGAUUCGCCACUUUUAAUUUUUGAACUCUCAUUAUAGGAAUAUGUGUAUUCGUAGGAAAC
Drosophila arizonae is the source of this 2007-nucleotide messenger RNA. RefSeq names its product gamma-glutamyl transpeptidase (gene Ggt-1). The record is from RefSeq and is a predicted model, not a curated record. Gene Ontology annotation, cellular component: plasma membrane. Lineage: Eukaryota; Metazoa; Arthropoda; Insecta; Diptera; Drosophilidae. Gene Ontology annotation, molecular function: glutathione gamma-glutamate hydrolase. Gene Ontology annotation, biological process: glutathione catabolic process.